This is a messenger RNA of Juglans microcarpa x Juglans regia, 792 nucleotides long. RefSeq lists its product as uncharacterized. Gene Ontology annotation, molecular function: RNA-DNA hybrid ribonuclease activity; nucleic acid binding. The transcript is spliced from 2 exons. Lineage: Eukaryota; Viridiplantae; Streptophyta; Magnoliopsida; Fagales; Juglandaceae. The coding region runs from base 1 to 792 and encodes 263 amino acids. The record is from RefSeq and is a predicted model, not a curated record.
AUGGCCUUCGGCCAUGCACCCCAUGCAUGCAACAAGCUCAUGGCAAACUAUCGUGAGCCUCUUGAUCCCGCUGGUGGUGACCACUUGGACCACCGGCAUCCUCUGUCGUCUGAGGGGUGGUCCCCAAUCACCAUGACUGACCCUCGGUGGCCCCUCAAUAAUAUUCUUCCUACAAAUGAUAAUCUUUAUAAGAAGAACAUUAUUGAGAACAAUCUUUGUCCAUUUAUGCAACCUGGUACAGUUGCUACAAGGGCUCAAGCUAACCUAUCUUUGUUUAAAGAGACCAAGCAGACUUGUUUCAAGAGUGCUGAAAGGACUCAUUGGAGAGUAUCAACUCAAAAUUGGAAGCCACCUGUUUGGCCCUAUUUCAAAGUGAAUUUCGAUACAACUUUUGACAAAGCUAAAGGUAGUAUGGGAUUGGGAAUAAUCAUCAGAGACGCAGGAGGCAGCUUGCAAGCUGUGUUGACAGCUUUUAAGGACCAUAUAUCAUCAGCUUUCUAUGUAGAAAGUGCUGCGCUUCAUAGAGCUAUGAGCUUUUGCAUUGAGCUUGACUUAAACCAAGUUUGUUUUGAAGGGGAUGCCAAGGUUGUUGUAGAUGCGGUGACCUCCAAAAUAGAAGAUAACUCAUGGCUUGGACAAGUGACAGAGGAUAUGCAGCAGGUGAUUAAGUGCAACCAAGUAUGGCGACUAAACUUUGCACACAGGUCAACUAACAAGGCUGCUCACAAGGCAACCAAGUUAGCAAUUAGGGAUGUUAUUGAAGAUUGUUUGGUUAGAGGAUUGCCCUCCUGA